This is a messenger RNA of Lachancea meyersii CBS 8951, 1467 nucleotides long. NCBI's taxonomy places the organism in Eukaryota, Fungi, Ascomycota, Saccharomycetes, Saccharomycetales, Saccharomycetaceae. The record is from the annotation of a GenBank genome assembly.
AUGAAUUUCUACCGAGAUGCCACUUGGGUUUUGGAAUAUGUCGAAAAAACGGAGUCUCAAGGUCGCGUAGCGGGCUCUCUACAAACCUUAGUGCUCAACUCUUGCAAGAGAUACAAACUGAAAACCAACCCCAAGCACAUCUACGCAGCUGUGAACUCGUGCUGGCUCUAUACAGAAUUCCUAGACACCGUUCUUCAACGAUCCAAAAUUCUGAAGGACAUACCGAAAAAGAAGGGAGAACCAGCUUUUAACAAAACCACUAUCAAACUACUGGUGCAUGAUCUGUUGUUCUCUAAAAGCAAACGGAUACAGAUGGGGAAACACCCGAUUAAGGAGUUUGUGCUGAAGCACAAGACUCGUCUAAACAGUGAAUUGGUGCGACUAAAGCUCAAAUUGAAAGUUACAGAUUUGAAGCAGCUAGUCAACGACAACAAAUCCGACGUCACUCCCGUUAGAUGGAUUCGAAUUAAUCCAGUACGAUCACACUCUAAGGAAAAAGAGGUUUUGGCCGAGCUACAGAAAAAAUUCCCCACACAGGUUACCUCAUGGACGGAGAUCGCUCCCGGGACAAUCUACCACGACGAGUACGUUCCAAACCUCUUUGGUGUGCAUCCUGGCGACAAAAUUACCUCUCACGAGCUCUACAGGACUGGCAAAAUUAUCAUCCAAGAUCGUGCGUCUUGCUUUCCUGCACAUAUCCUGAACGCACAAAAAUCCGACGUGGUCAUCGAUGCCUGUGCGGCGCCGGGCAAUAAGACGACGCACGUUGCGGCUCAUAUUUUCCAGGACGAAGAGCCCGAUAGUGUCAAGAUUCACGCAUUUGAGAAGGAUCCUGAAAGAGCCAAGACUUUGAGGACUAUGAUCAAAGCCGCAGGAUGCUCGAAGGGGAUUGAUGUACAUGUUGGUGAUUUCACGAAGAUCGCCAAGCCUUCAACUUUUCCUAACGUUACGGGCUUUAUUGUCGACCCCAGCUGCUCUGGAAGUGGAAUUUUCGGUCGCAAGACUAUCGAUGAGCACAACAGAAGCAAAGAACAGACUAGCACCGUUCCAAAAGAAGAGGACGGGAACGCCGUACCAACUGAAGAAGAUUAUCAAGACAUUGCAGAAAAAGAUCUCAGAACAAGGCUUCAGAAACUUUCGUCAUUUCAAUUCGAAAUCGUGAGGUAUGCACUUUCCUUUCCCAGCGCCAAGAAGCUUGUAUACAGCACUUGUUCGAUUCAUGCGGAGGAAAACGAACGGAUUGUGAUAGACCUACUGCUUGACUCGAAAGUUAAGGAGGCUGGAUGGCGUGUUAGGAAAAGAGCUGGUGUUAUACCUGCGUGGCCACGGAGAGGUCUUUAUAGCGAGUUUGAAGAGGUGUUCCGCAAUGAGGAGGAGGCCCGAGAACUAGCCGAGGCAUGCAUUAGAGUGUCGCCUAAAGAAGAUGGCGGCAUCGGAUUCUUCGCGGUAUGCUUUGAGCGCGAUUGA